AAAGUAAUGUUUUUUAAUAGGUACACAAUUAGUACAACGAUGUGUAAUUAUACAGAGAGAUGAAAAAGGCUAUGGUUUAACAGUUUCUGGUGAUAACCCUGUUUUUGUUCGUUCUGUUAGGCAAGAUGGUGCUGCAGCAAAAGCUGGUGUACAAAGAGGAGAUCGUAUUAUAAAGGUUAAUGGAACAUUGGUUACGCAGUCCAAUCAUCAAGAAGUAGUUAAACUUAUCAAAUCUGUUCCUUAUGUGGCAUUAAUAUUGCUGGGAAAACCCAGUCCUGGAAGUAGAUUAGCUCCAACUCCUCCUCCACUUAGUCUCACUAGUAACAUACAUAACUAUCAUGGUCAUAGUAGAUCUCCUUCUGAAAGAAUUACAGGUCCUCAACCUGUUAAUCCUGAAAUACAACAAGAAGUUGAAAACGAAAGAAUAGGAACAAUUAGGAAAAUGUUGGAACAAGAACUUAUUUUUGUUGAAAAUUUAAAAAGUGAAUUAGCUAAAACUCCAUCAGAUAAACUUCAAGCUGAAAUGAAUGGUGCAGCCAAAAGAGUGAAAACUUUGGAGGAUCAAUUAUUUAAUUUAACCAGAGUUCAUCAAAGUAUUUCCCCCUCAUCAUGUUCACCUCGUUCUCCUCCCGUCCGACGUUACACUCACUCUGAGAAAGAAAAUUCAAGAUAUUCACCAAUUACUCAGCAUACAAGAUCACUUUCUCAUCAGAUCUCAGCUCCAACACUACCAAAAGCAGAAUGGAAUAUCAUAUCUUGUUCUAUGCCAGAUGAUUCUGUUUCAACAUCAGAAAUUCAGUCAAAAAAAGGAAAUGGACAUGUCUUAAAUCAAGCCCAGAAAUCAUUGCCAUUAUCAUGUUCCUUGGAAAAUAUAUCUAAACAGGCAUCUUCUAAAGGCUCUUCUUGGCCAUUACAAGGUUCAAAUCAUUCCCGGCAAAGUUCCAAUCCAGAUACAUUAAUUCAUCAUAUAGAAGACUUUAUUCCAUCUAACAGAACACCAUUAUCAUCACCUGAAUUUCAGAAUUAUAAUAUUAAUAAUCAACAUUUAUCAUCUCGAAAAUGUACUGCAUCUGAAUCUUUCAAUGAGUUUGAAGUUGGAAGAAGAUGGAAAUCAACACGUUUGUCAAAAGGAUCAGUCAGUCAUGCUGAUUAUACACCUCCUGGAACUCCUCCUCCAGAUGCAUCUUCAGAAAACGUAGAAUAUAAGGAUGGUUGUAAUGGAGAAGACAACACAUGUUUUGAAGAAGAAAAUUUUAUUGAAUCAUCUAUUGGUUCAGAAGAAAUGGCUGAAGGAUCAGAAUUUAAUGUUUCCGAUAAUAAACCACUUCUUCCAGAUCAGAAGUUGUCAACACCAUUAUCAUCUCCUAGUCAAGCACAUAUAUCUCCAGACAUGCAAUCAGGGAAUAACACUCAUGGAUCAAGUGUACGUUGGAGUGGUCAGCAACCUUACAUAAUUGGCAUGGAAGAUGAUGAUUUCCCUUCUGAUACUGAAAUGGGACAGGUUGAAGAUCAUGGUCCUUUUAAAAGCAUGUGGAGUUUGAUGCAAAAUCCAGCUCAUUUGGCAGUUUUUAUUCAUUAUUUAAUGUCAAAUAAUGAUCCUUCUGGUUUGUUUUUCUAUGUAAUAUCAGAUAUAUAUGAACAAGGAACAUUAAAAGAAAUGAAAAAAUGGGCUUAUGAAAUUCAUUCAAGUUUUUUGUUACCAGGAGCACCUUUGAGAAUAAAAAAUAUAGACGAAGCUAUAUUAAAUGAGAUAGAUGAUGUUUUGCAACAUCAACUAGAGAAAGAAGAAGUGAUUCGUGCAGUUUUUAGAAAAGCCAGAACAAAUGCAAAGAAAGAACUUAAAGAUCUUUUGGCUGAUUUCAGAAACAAACGAGCACUUGGUUUAGGAAAUAUAUAUGGUCCUCCAGACUGCCAAUUAGAACUAGCUUUGCAUGACAAAAGUAAAGAAUUGAAAAUCAUUGAGCAACUAUUAUUACCAACAGUUGAAAGCAUUCCAGAAGAUCUUGAAAGUGCAAGUGAUAAAACUUUAGCAACAGCUUCUGCUGUAGCUACUAUUUUAAAGCAAUAUGGGAGCAAAAGUACUCAUGUUUUGAAUGUAACUGAUAGGUGCCCAACUUUUGUUUCUAAAGAAAAAGGUAGACUUCGUAUUUUGCAAAGAAACAAAAAGGUUGUGUUUGUACAAGGGCAUCAGUUCCUUCCUCAGCAUUAUCAUUGUGUAACAUACUGUAAUCAUUGUCAAUUAAUUAUCUGGGGAAUUGGAAAUCAGGGAUAUCAAUGUCAAAAUUGUGAGAUGAAUAUUCAUAAAUAUUGUGUGAAGAUUGUUGAAGAGCAUUGUAUUGGUACAUUGAGAAAUAAAAAGGAUAAGAAAAAUUAUAGUGUAACUGGAAUUGUAGAAAAUAUAAUAGGAAAGACUCGAAAACCAAGUCAACCAUAUCCAGGAGCUAUUGAAAGAGCAAAAAAAAUAAAUGAAGAAGGAUUAAAUGCUGAUAAUACUACUACAAAUACUGUUUCAGUUGUUGAUGUAGUCACUGAACCAAGUGAGAAGGCUACAAAUACUGGACGAUCAGAAAGGGGGAGUGAAGACUUAUCACCCCCACCAGCACCUAUAAGCAAUCUGGAGGUCGACAUCUUGGCCAAGAAGGCGACGUCCAUUGGCCGGUCUGAGAGUUUCAGACAACGGAGAGAAAACAAACCACCAUUUAGAAAAAGAAGUGAUCCUAAUAUUCCAAGAUCAAAAAGUUCCAGAAGUCUAGAUAGCCCAUGUAAUUCUAUAGAAAUGGUUCAUAGAACACCAACAAGUACACCAGCAGAUGCCCUCCCAGGGUCAGGUCCAACAUCAGGGAUUAUUCAACCACAUAUUCCUACAACUAUCUCACUUGAUCAGUAUAAUGAUUCUGAUUUGGAAGCUGAUGUAGAUCCUCCAAAUUGGCAAGAUAAUAUUGACUGGGAUGUAAUACGUUUAAUGAAACCUAAAGAAAAAAAACGACAAGAUGUUAUAAAUGAACUUUUUCACACUGAAAGAACCCAUGUAAGAAAUUUGAAAAUUCUUGAUCGACUCUUUUACCGUCCACUGCAGCAAGAACAGUUACUUCCUCCUGACUUACUACAACUCUUAUUUCCUAAUUUGGAAGAAAUGCUAGAAAUUCAUAGUGGAUUUAAUAAUAAAAUGAAAGCCAAAAGACGAGAAGAACCAAUUAUUGGUGAUGUGGGAGAAAUGAUGCUAAAUAUGCUUGAUGGUGAAUCAGGAGAAAAUUUAAUGACUGCUGCUGCCAAAUUUUGUCGGAACCAAUCUGUUGCAUUAGAAAACUUAAAAAGCAGGCAGAAGAAGGACCAAAAAUUAAGCCAGUUCCUAGCUGUGAGUAUAUAA
Molecule: messenger RNA, 3367 nt
Organism: Centruroides sculpturatus (bark scorpion)
Lineage: Eukaryota; Metazoa; Arthropoda; Arachnida; Scorpiones; Buthidae
Product: rho guanine nucleotide exchange factor 11-like
Exons: 26
Coding region: 443-3367 (974 amino acids)
Biological process (GO): G protein-coupled receptor signaling pathway
Cellular component (GO): cytoplasm
Molecular function (GO): guanyl-nucleotide exchange factor activity; G protein-coupled receptor binding
Source: RefSeq, a predicted model, not a curated record